UCCCCAACACAGCACGAAAAUGGCAGAAAGAGGGUACAGUUUCUCUCUUACCACUUUCAGCCCUUCUGGGAAACUGGUUCAGAUUGAGUAUGCAUUAGCAGCUGUAGCUGCUGGUGCUCCUUCAGUUGGAAUAAAAGCUGCAAAUGGUGUUGUUCUGGCAACAGAAAAGAAACAGAAAUCUAUUCUGUAUGACGAGCAAAGUGUUCACAAAGUGGAGCCCAUAACCAAACACAUUGGUAUAGUGUACAGCGGCAUGGGUCCAGACUACAGGGUUCUGGUGAGAAGAGCAAGAAAGCUGGCACAGCAGUAUUACCUCGUCUAUCAAGAACCGAUACCUACAGGCCAGCUUGUUCAGAGAGUUGCUUCUGUUAUGCAGGAGUAUACACAAUCAGGAGGUGUCCGGCCAUUUGGGGUGUCCCUCCUGAUUGCAGGCUGGGAUGAAGACCGCCCAUACCUUUUCCAGUCUGACCCAUCAGGAGCAUACUUUGCAUGGAAAGCCACAGCAAUGGGUAAAAACCAUGUGAAUGGAAAAACAUUCCUUGAAAAAAGAUACAACGAGGAUCUUGAGCUGGAAGAUGCAAUUCAUACUGCUAUUCUGACUUUGAAGGAAAGCUUUGAAGGUCAGAUGACUGAAGACAACAUUGAAGUGGGAAUCUGCAAUGAAGCCGGAUUUAGACGACUGACCCCAGCGGAGGUGAAGGACUAUCUGGCGGCUAUUGCUUAAAAUCGUUUGUAAAAUCGUCUUUAUAAAAUGCAGAUUCAUCACUGGUUACCUUGACAUCUUCAUUUUUACAACUUAGAUGAGUACUUAGUCGUGAAUUUGAACAAUUCAAAGUAGAAUUCAGCGAACAUUGUAUUGUUUAUAUUUUGUUUUUCUUUCACACUGAAGGAAUAAAAUCUUAUGAAAUCUU
Triplophysa rosa is the source of this 911-nucleotide messenger RNA. RefSeq names its product proteasome 20S subunit alpha 2a (gene psma2a). Gene Ontology annotation, cellular component: proteasome core complex, alpha-subunit complex; proteasome core complex. Gene Ontology annotation, biological process: ubiquitin-dependent protein catabolic process. The record is from RefSeq and is a predicted model, not a curated record. The coding region runs from base 20 to 724 and encodes 234 amino acids. NCBI's taxonomy places the organism in Eukaryota, Metazoa, Chordata, Actinopteri, Cypriniformes, Nemacheilidae. The transcript is spliced from 8 exons.